GGAAAUGAUUAACUGAAAAAACGAGAGUGAGUUGAUGGAAGUAAAUAAAUAAAUAAGUAAAUAAUAUUCAUCAACAUUUUAUUUAAUUAAUUAAUAAAAUAUAAGUGAUAAAUUAAUUAUUAAGCCUAAAUUUCUUCAUCGAAUACAGUUUAAAUUUCAAAAAUAAUUUAUUGGAACGCUUUAUUUUAAAUUAAAAUAUUUUUACUAACCAAAAAAUAUCUCCAGAUUUUCCGGUUCAUCGCUAAUAGACCUUCAGCAUAAUAACAGAUAAAAAUUCACCAGGUGAUGAAAAAAUUAAAUCCGUGAGCGCAUUUAGAUCUGAAGUUACAAGCAAUCCACACACUUGAUCUUUAACAAAAUUAUUAUUUUAUAAAAUGGCGAAACAUCAUGCGGAUUUGAUAUUUUGUCGAAAACAGCCGGGUGUUGCUAUUGGACGUUUGUGCGAAAAAUGUGAUGGCAAAUGCGUGAUUUGCGACAGCUACGUACGUCCUUGCACCCUCGUAAGAGUUUGCGACGAAUGUAACUACGGUUCCUAUCAAGGACGAUGUGUAAUUUGCGGAGGGCCAGGAGUCUCGGAUGCUUAUUACUGUAAAGAAUGUACUAUUCAAGAAAACGACAGAAACGGAUGCCCGAAAAUAGUUAACUUGGGCAGUUCUAAGACUGACCUGUUCUAUGAAAGGAAAAAAUAUGGAUUUAAGAAACGUUAAAUUUAAUAAAUUAUAUUGGUAAUAAUUUUCAAACUUUGAUAAUUAAAUAAAAAAAUAUACAUCUUAACAAA
This is a messenger RNA of Microplitis mediator, 778 nucleotides long. It is a transcript of the gene Phf5a, whose product is annotated as PHD finger-like domain-containing protein 5A. Gene Ontology annotation, biological process: mRNA splicing, via spliceosome. The transcript has 4 exons. Lineage: Eukaryota; Metazoa; Arthropoda; Insecta; Hymenoptera; Braconidae. The record is from RefSeq and is a predicted model, not a curated record. Gene Ontology annotation, cellular component: U12-type spliceosomal complex; catalytic step 2 spliceosome; U2 snRNP. Bases 375 to 707 code for a protein of 110 amino acids.